AUGGCCCUCCUGGGCCUGGGCGUGUCCUUCGUGACUCGCGUCGGCGACGACGCCGACGGGAGGUGGGCGCGGAACCACUACGAGGCCCUCGGCAUGGACACCUCCCGCUGCCUCGUGGUGCCCGGCGCGCUCACCACGUCCGCCUGCGUGGUGGUGGAGCGGGAGACGAGCAGGCGGACCUGCCUCAUACACUGCGACCGUGCGCUCUUCGCGAGCCCAGCCGCCCAGGCGGCGCCCAUCGACUGGCGCGGCAUCGGCGCCGUGAACACCGACGGCCACGAUCCCGCGCUGGCGCUGCCGAUCGUGCGGGCCGCGGCCGCCGCCGGUCUGCGGAUCUUCUCCGACAUGGAGGUUUGCGACUGCGACCGGCGCGAGCUGGCCAGCCUCGCCACCGACCUGGUGGCGCCCGCGAGGAUCCUCCGGGAGCUGGCCGGCCAGGGCACCAUCAGGCACAAGGGAGGCGGUGUUGGCAUUGGCCAGUGCGAGCCCAGGCCGCACGGUGGUCGCCACGGAAGGUGCGCGGGGCUCCGUGGGCGCGAGGCACGGGGACCGCGAUGUCUGCGUUGUGUCCGCCCUCAGCUGCGACGUCAGGGACACCACCGGCGCCGGGGACGCAUUCGGCGUCGCGCCGAGGGGGGAAAUCGGCCGCGCGUCUCGAAACAAAAAACGAGACGGAGGUGUUCAUAG
Prorocentrum cordatum is the source of this 687-nucleotide messenger RNA. The record is from the annotation of a GenBank genome assembly. NCBI's taxonomy places the organism in Eukaryota, Dinophyceae, Prorocentrales, Prorocentraceae.